Strigops habroptila (Kakapo) is the source of this 1459-nucleotide messenger RNA. RefSeq names its product solute carrier family 25 member 47 (gene SLC25A47). Lineage: Eukaryota; Metazoa; Chordata; Aves; Psittaciformes; Psittacidae. Gene Ontology annotation, biological process: transmembrane transport. The record is from RefSeq and is a predicted model, not a curated record. Gene Ontology annotation, cellular component: mitochondrion. The coding region runs from base 798 to 1445 and encodes 215 amino acids. Gene Ontology annotation, molecular function: transmembrane transporter activity. The transcript is spliced from 3 exons.
AAUGUUUCUGUCCAGGAGGCUUUGUUUUUGCAGGGGGGUCAUGCUCUGCCCCUCGCUGGUUGGCUCUGUGGUGUGGCUGAGUCCUGCUGUGCAUCUCGUGCUGGAUUUGGUUUAGAGUGCCAAAACACUUAAGAACAUGCUGUUAAGAAUGACAUGGACCUUGGCAGCAAAUGCAGACAAAGGAAGAAAAAAAAAACUGAGCAGCAAACUUUCCAAGUGGCUCUGACGGUGUGUUUGUAUGUAAGACUUAACUUGGUGUAUUACAGCGCAAGCCCGGCACGGUGUUGCUGUAGAAAGGGGUGGCACACAGCUUUGCCUUGUCAGGACUCAAAACUCAAUGGGGCAUCACUGAGAAGUGAUGCUGCCUGGCAGACGUGCAUGAUGCCAGGACAGGUAGCUGAGGCUGAAUCCAGGAGCACUUUCCCAUAAGCAGGUGGAUUUCUGUGAGCAUUUGCAGACUCUGUGAAUGUGGCAGAGCUCACCCCACUGCCCCAUGGCCUGCUGCGCAGAAAUGCAUACCCAGUCACAGGCAAUCCUCUUACAGAGCAGUCCAGAUGGUCGGGUUUCUAGGUGUUUCCCAGCAGCCAAUGACUCUACUUAACACAGGCUAAUUUUUUUAGUCUUUAUGGCCUUGGUUCCAAAUACAGAUAGAUACAAGAGCCCUGAUGUAUGCUACCCUAUAGCUGAGGACAUCCCCUUUUCAUGCCCAUCUGAUUUAAUAAGUUGUUACAGAUACGUGAUGCCCUCUGUGGAUUUCUGCCUCGCCUUCCACUCAGCACAGUGCAGCUCAGACAUGUAUGUCCUGCUGUUGCUGGGUGGGGUUUAGCACAGACAGAGGGAAGGAAGCUGGAAGUCGCUGGCUUCAGGGAUUAUUAUGGCCUGAAAAGGUUCUGUUUAUGGCCCCUAGUGAGGUGGCUAAAGUUCGCAUGCAGACUCAGAGGAACCCACACCCUUCCAUCGCAUCUCCCCAGCCUGUUUCCAGGCCAAAGUAUCGAGGGUCUCUGCACUGUCUGAAGGUGAUUGCCAAGCAGGAAGGUUUUGGGGGUCUGUACAAGGGCUGCUCUGCAUUACUCUGCAGGGAUUGCUUUUCUUCUGCAAUAUAUUUCCUCACCUAUUCGGCUCUGUGUGACUGGCUCACACCAGCUGGGAAAAAUAAACCAGAUUUCCUCGUUGUGCUGCUUUCUGGUGGUUUUGCUGGAGUCCUGGCCUGGGGAUUUGCUACUCCCAUGGAUGUCAUCAAAUCACGGAUGCAAACAGAUGAAUCGGACCAGCACAAGUACAAAGGCCUUGUCCACUGUGUUAGGGAAAGUGUGAGAAAGGAGGGUGCAAAAGUGCUCUUCAAAGGACUGGGUUUAAACUGCAUUCGUGCCUUUCCUGUGAACAUGGUGGUGUUUGUAACGUAUGAAGCUGUACUGAGAUGUACAGAUUAUUAUACAAACAAAUAGCUUGUUCCACUCUG